This is a messenger RNA of Anas platyrhynchos (mallard), 1634 nucleotides long. The record is from RefSeq and is a predicted model, not a curated record. NCBI's taxonomy places the organism in Eukaryota, Metazoa, Chordata, Aves, Anseriformes, Anatidae.
AGGCCUUGCUACAUUCCUUCCUAUUCCCACGACCUUCACUCUCACCUUGUCCUUACUUCCGCCAUUUCCUCCUGAAAAAAGUGACGUCACAGUGGGCGGCUCCCUCUCAUUGGCUGAAUCUCUGUAUGACAUCACCAGGCCAAGACAGUAUAAAAGGGGCCGCAACAUACCAAACAGGCAGAUCAGCAGCUUACACUUACCAGCAGCUGUGGACAAAGGGAGCUCUCAACCACUGACCACCUCUCUACCCUCCCAUUUCCUCUCCCGCAGCAACUUCAAGGUCCCACUGCCUGUGCACAGAGAGCGCUCCACGCCACGCAGCCAUUCCGCAACCAGCGGCAACAGGACAAUGCCCAAAGCCCUGGGCAAAGGGAGCCUCGCACAAGCAAGAUCCACAACCUGUCAACGUCUUCUCAGGGAGCUGCAAAUCCACAUGGCACAACAAGGGACUCCGCGGGCGUGGAAAAGAGGGGCGGCCAACCACCCAGCAUCUUGCACUCGGGUCUCUCAUGGCCACCGCAACGGCGCAACUGCUACCGGCAAAGGGAUCUCGGAAAAACACCGCAGAUUGAAGAUCCUCCCCGUGUGGAAGUUGGCUGGAAGGUUCCAAAGGCUUCCCACCACACAUUCUCUCUCUAACCUCUCCUUUAUUCCCUGGCAGCUGGAAGGUCCCCACGGCUCAGGACACGGCGCUCCAUGCCACCCAAGCACUCGGCACAAGAAAGGAUUGCAGAGUCAUGGAGACCAGAAGCUCCACUGCAACCAGGCUAUCUCCAACCUCCCGUGCUCUUCCUGUCAGCUCCACCUUCCACACCGUCAUGGGCAACGGGUCAGCUCUGCACCACGCGGCACCUCUCACGGUCUGCACAGGGACCUACAACUUCCCCAGAGCUGCGCACACCCAGAGCUCGGCACCACACACCUGCGCUCGAAGCUCUCAUGCCCUCCAACACCAUUGCGACGUGUCAAGAGAAAUGGAGAAAGGGAGCUCAGAAACACACCGCAUCUUUCUAACCUCUCGUGCCACUCAAGGUACACACAACUUCCCCGUAACCUUGCACAAAGGCAGCCCCGCACCUCUCGCCUCCUCUCUAACCCAUCUUGCCCUACCUUGCAGAUGGAAGUCUCAAUGCCAACAAGCAUGGCAGCUUCAGCACAUCUCCCAUGUGUGCUGUCUCUCCUGCCUUGCCACGGCAGCUACAGGGCUGCAGCUCCCCCACGGAAUAUGGGGAGCUCUGCACCAACUAUUAAAAUGCAGUCAUUCAAUUAGCUACUCUGCAUGAAUUUUAAAUCUGUAGUUGUCUAUUUAUGAAUGAAUGUCAUAUGUGAUGUUUCAGCUCCUCAAAUCUGCACAACGUCUUAAAACUUACGGAACUAUUGUAUUUUCCAAAAGGUUACAAGAAUUUUGUAUAUCUACAUGUAUCUUGUCUGAUAUCUAGCCACUAAAAUAUUUCUUAACUUUCUUUUUUGUAUUCACUGAUAAUUACCAGAGGUCUGAUUUAACUGCACAAGAUCACAAUGGGAUCUUUUCCUUGCUGCUGUUUUUAAACAGUAAUUGUUAAAUAAAAUGUUUAAAUAAUGGUAUUCAUCUUUCUUGAUAUCCACUUUUCUUGUUCAAAAUAAAGGUAUUUUGC